ACUUGAUAUUUCAUCUAUCAGGUCAGACAAGGUUAGGCUCAUUGAUGAUAAGCAGAACAUGUUGGGGAUAGUGUCGAAAAUGGAAGCUCUUCAGAGAGCUGAGGAUGCAAGCCUGGACUUGGUGAUUCUAUCUCCAGAAGCAGACCCGCCGGUUGUCAAAAUAAUGGAUUACAAUAAGUAUAAGUAUGAACAGCAAAAGAAGAAAAAGGAGCAGCAAAAGAAAAGCGCUGCCAGCCGAAUGGAUUUGAAGGAGCUCAAAAUGGGUUAUAAUAUUGAUUCUCACGAUUAUUCAGUGCGUUUGAAAGCCGCUCAGAGGUUUUUGAAAGAUGGUGACAAGGUAAAAGUCAUAGUGAACUUAAAAGGCCGCGAAAAUGAGUUCAGAAAUAAUGCUAUUGAGCUACUAAGGCGUUUCCAGAAUGACGUCGGUGAGCUCGCGACCGAGGAGAACAAGAACUUCAGGGAUAGGAACGUCUUCAUAGUUUUGAUACCGAAUAAGGCUGUUGUACAGAAAGGUCCCGAGCAACCGAAGAAAAAGGAAAAACCGGCAACCGAAGUUUCAGCCAGUGUUUGAACAUCACAUCAAGAGAAAGGAAAACCCGCAGCGUAAACCCCCGUGCACAGCCUGCAAGUAACAUCAGGGUUUAAACUGCACUAGACAAGUCCGGUGCGACAGGCUUGACUCAAAGGCCCUACCUGGGAAUCGAUCCCAAGUAGCUGUGGUGGGUUUUCAACUCCCGACCAGUGAGCCACACCACAAGGGUGCCACUUUCAUUGUUGUAUGGUAGGGAUUUUUAUAACAAAGGAGGGACUUACCUAUCAUAAUGAUGAGCCAUCAAUUAUUUUUCUAGCUAACACCUUAUAUGACUUAUUUUGUUGGUGACUUCAAAUUAAAGUACUUUGUAGUCCAAGCAUCAUAUAAAAAUAUUUGUAGUUGGCAUUUCAAAUAUAAGAUCAAUUUCAAAGCUA
Capsicum annuum is the source of this 966-nucleotide messenger RNA. Its product is annotated as translation initiation factor IF3-4, chloroplastic. The record is from RefSeq and is a predicted model, not a curated record. Gene Ontology annotation, molecular function: translation initiation factor activity; ribosome binding. Lineage: Eukaryota; Viridiplantae; Streptophyta; Magnoliopsida; Solanales; Solanaceae. Gene Ontology annotation, biological process: ribosome disassembly; translational initiation.